ACGCUACCACUUGCCAAAGCAUUCUAUGCAGACGUGCUAGGCAUGCGGCCGAUCCCCGUACCUGCGGCACAGACUGAUACUCUCGGUUGGUAUGAUUGUGGGAACGGGCAGCAAAUACACAUAUCUCACCCGAAGGACCCCAAAUUCCCAAUCGACCCAAUCUCCUCGCGGCACCCCUGCUUCAAGGUCGGCUCUCUUGAGAAGCUCAACGGAUUGAAAGAGAGGAUUUACAGGGACAAGUUGGAAGGGAAAGCGAGCUCGCCGUUGGAUGCUGAUGAGCCUGGUAUGCGGGACUCGGGUGCCCAGGGGCCGGAAUAUCCCAAGAGGUUCUUCUGUCGGGAUUACGCGGGAAACAGACUCGAGUUUAGUCUCUGA
This is a messenger RNA of Dacryopinax primogenitus, 375 nucleotides long. RefSeq names its product glyoxalase family protein. The record is from RefSeq and is a predicted model, not a curated record. The transcript is spliced from 2 exons. NCBI's taxonomy places the organism in Eukaryota, Fungi, Basidiomycota, Dacrymycetes, Dacrymycetales, Dacrymycetaceae. The annotation marks the transcript as partial.